AUGGUGGUAAUUUGGACUCAGUUGAAAAAGCCAGGCCCAUCAAGCGGAGCGGACCAAAGUUUCAAUGGGGCCUCUGAUCCUUUUUCUAUUUACCGGUUACUGGACCAAUUUAAUAAAAACUGUGACAAAUUGAGAGAGGUUCAGAUCCCAAGUUCCUCUGAUAAGGAAGCUCCGUCUUCUCAUCAAGGUGGCUGUCAGUUUGAUUUGAAUAACGUGGCUUCAUCCAAGGUCUCCAAGGGUUCUGUUUUGGGGAAUUCUUCAGAAAUCUUUGGCGAUGGAGGUGAAGUUUCUGGUGAAGCUUCGUUAGUGGAUCGGGAAGUGGAAGCAACAGUAAAAUUGGGGAAUCAACUGGGCAUGGAUCUUGAUGCUGCUGGAGGUUUGGUAAGAAACAUCAUCUUGGGCAAAGCUUUGCAAGAGUCGAAAUGUGCUCCUCGUUCCCGUUUCGAUUUGUUUAAGCUUUGGGGGGGUAAGAAUUUUGAGGCCGAGUGGGUAGAUUCGUCUGGCCUUUCGGGAGGCCUUAUCUGUAUUUGGGACCCUAGUAUUCUUAGUUGUGAUGGGGUGGUUAAAGAGAAUAAUUUUCUUAUCAUCAAAGGUAGGUUGAAAGGUAGUGGGCAAAAGGUGAAUAUUGGUAAUGUGUAUGGCCCUCAGGAUAUUCAACAAAAAAGUGGUUUAUUGGAAUACAGCAUGAAAGACAGAAAGUUCACUUGGCAGUCGAGUAACGGGAAAAAACUAAGUAAGAUUGACAGGUUUUUAGUGUGUCUGGAGUUUUUUAAUUCAUGGCCUGAUGCGUGCUUAAGGGCUCUCCCGAAGCUUUUGUCUGAUCAUUGCCCCAUUGUGUUGGUUUCUAAGGAGAACAAUUUCGGCCCUAAACCUUUUAGAGUUUUUGACUCCUGGAUCGGUCAGUCAGGUUUUGAUGAAACGGUCAGAGACGCCGCCAACUCGUUCGUAUUUGAAGGUCUGGCUGACCUUUUUCUUUUAAAAAAGUUUGAACAUAUCAGGAACCGCGUGAAAAAAUGGAGAGAUCUUAUGCUUAAAGAGGAAGGUGAAAAGGAAUCCAAGGCGAGGGAAGAGCUAGACGAGUUAGAAAUUUUAUUGGAAAACGGGAGUCUCUCGGAGGAAGAUGAGUGGAUUCUUGCUGAGAACUCUAAACUUAUUAAGGAGAUUGAGCUAAAUAAGUCGAAAGAUAUUAAACAGAGAUCCCGGGUUAGAUGGGCAAAAGACGGGGACGAAAACUCCAAUUUUUUUCAUUCUUUGGUCAUUUGUCGGAAAGCUAGCAAUCUUAUUCAUGGGUUAAGGAUCAACGGGAAUUGGUGUUCUAAACCGUCAGUUAUAAAGAAGUUUGUUUUCCAAUUUUUCCAAGACAAGUUUAGUGAGGAGUUGGUGAACCGGCCGGAGUUCUCGUGUGAUAAUUUCAGGAAGGUGAAUUCAGCAGAGGAGGAAUUUCUGGUUAGGGAUUUCAGUAAAGAGGAGAUUAAAUCAACUAUUUCGGAGUGUGGGAGUGACCGCGCCCCCGGGCCGGAUGGUUUGAACUUCAGAUUUCUUAAACAUUUUUGGAUUUAUUUGAGGACGACUUCUUUGGUUGGUGCCAUUAAUAAGGUUGUUUCCAAAGUCCUUGCCGAUCGCCUCAAGAAAGUUCUUGGCUCGAUUGUUUCGGUCAACCAAUCCGCUUUUUUGAAAGGAAAAUUCAUUCUUGAUGGGCCUCUCAUAAUCAACGAAGUCAUUAAUUGGAUUAAAAAGAAGAAGAAGAAAGCGUUUCUGUUAAAGCUUGAUUUCGAGAAAGCUUAUGACAACGUUAAUUGGGGUUUUAUUUUAAGUGUUAUGCGUCAGAUGGGAUUUCCUCCUCUUUGGUGCAAAUGGGUCUUUGGGAUUCUCUCGUCCGCCAGAGCCGCUGUUCUCGUCAAUGGAGCCCCAACUUUUGAUUUUCAAUGUCAGAAAGGAAUGAGACAAGAUAAGGCGGUCGAGGUUGGUGCUAUAUCUGGGGUCCAGCUUCCCAAUGGUGGUCCGACUCUUUCCCACCUUUUUUACGCGGAUGAUGCCUUAAUUAUUGGGGAGUGGUCUAAGGAGAAUGUUCUCAAUAUGACGGGCCAAAUUCCUUUUGUUUACCUCGGGAUUACGGUUGGUGUGCAUAUGAACCGUAUAGCGAAUUGGAGACCGGUUUUUGAGGUUUUUGAAUCAAGAUUAUCUCUUUGGAAGGCCUCUGUCCUGUCUAUUGGGGGUAGGGUGACUCUUAUUAAGUCUGUUUUGGGGUACAAGGCUCCGGUGGGAGUUUUAAAUAAGUUGGAGUCGAUGAUUAGAAAAUUUCUUUGGGGUGGCUCGGGUGGAGAUAAUAAACUUAAUUGGGUAGUGUGGGAUCGUGUGGCUUCGCCUAUCAAUUGUGGAGGGCUCGGUAUUAGGAAUCUUGAUUCCAUUAAUAGAUCCCUUCUUCUCAAGUGGGCGUGGAGGUAUAAAACAGAAAAGGAUAGCCUUUGGGUGAAGGUCAUUUCGGCGGUUCAUAAUGAUCGAAUGUCUUGGGAUCUCCUCCCGAUUGUUGCUUCUUUGGGUGGGGUUUGGAAAAAUAUUACUAAGGUGGUGGCUUGUCCGAUUGUGGCGGGUGACAAGCUUAGGAAUUUUAUGAGGGGUAAUGUUGGGGAUGGAUUCGGAAUUUGUUUUUGGCUUGACCCUUGGCUGUGUAAUAAUGCGUUGAAAGAUUGCUUCCCUAACCUUUUUAGAUUGGAAAAGGAUAAGAAAUGUUUGGUUCGUGAUAGGAUUGUCCGUCCGAUUCAGAACCCGGAAGCUAGGUGGGAAUGGAAGCAUCCGCCCGAUUCUAAUGUUGAAUUAGCUGAGUGGCUGGAUUUAAAUUUGAAGCUUCGUGAGGUUGGUUUAUCGGAACAAAAAGACAAAUGGUCAUGGUUGGGGGAUGAGUCGGGAGAGUUCAGUGUGGGAUUCGUUAAGCGCUUAUUUGAUAAAGAUAAAGAUUUCAGUUCCAGGUAUGUGUGGGAAUGGCGUAAAUGGGUUUCGUUAAAAUGCAACCUUUUUGCAUGGAGGGCCGAACUAGAUAGACUUCCGACUAAGGUGGAGCUUUGA
This is a messenger RNA of Helianthus annuus (common sunflower), 3063 nucleotides long. RefSeq lists its product as uncharacterized. The record is from RefSeq and is a predicted model, not a curated record. The transcript has 6 exons. NCBI's taxonomy places the organism in Eukaryota, Viridiplantae, Streptophyta, Magnoliopsida, Asterales, Asteraceae. The coding region runs from base 1 to 3063 and encodes 1020 amino acids.